UCAGUAUUUAAAUUUAUUCGUUUGUAUUAAAAUUACUUAUGACAUAGUGAGUGAUUUGUAACUUUUUUCAGUACAUGAAACCAUAUGUUGAUUCUUAAUUAAAUAUGGUACCAACAAUUGGCGAGAGAGUAAAACAUGUAAUGCAUAAACAAGUUAGAGAUACAAAAAUGAAUAAUAAAAUAACAGUGAAAUCAAGGGAAUAUAAUACGGAUGAAAAAAUUUCAAAGCCAUUAAGAUUUUUUUUUAUCGUAAAUCAAAUAUUCGCUUCCCUGGAUUUUGGAUUUAAAGAAUACAAAACUAAUAAAAUGAGAUUGUUGUCGAAGUUGGGUGUCAUUGCAGUUUCACUGAUCCAAGGAACAAUUAUAAUAGUUUUUUUAUUCAUAAAAAUGAAUUUUUUUUAUCCAAAAUGGGUACUAAAAUUACUUUUGGAAUAUUAUUCGUACGUUCUGAUAUUAAUUUUUACUCCGGACGAUAGAACUUUUUGUUUUUACCUAAUGGAACUACAGUAUUUUGACGAACAAAUGGGCAUUCAAAGUUCUUCGUACAAAAUAGAUUUUAAGAUAAUCGUAUUUUGGUGUGUGUCGUCUAUAACAGACGCUACACUGAUGUGGAUCAACUAUUUAACAUCAGAUAAAUAUAUUAAUUUACUGACUCUCAAUGGAUUGUUAUAUAUUGUUAAACGUACGUGUACUCUGCCCUUGAUAUUGCUUUUCUUCGUGUUUUAUUCCAUGUUAUGUAGAUUAUUAAAAUUAAAAUUAUAUAUCAACAAUAAGAAAAUAUCUGUUCUCCGCGCUCUUGAACUUUAUAGAUUUUUGAUUGAUGCAAUCGAAAAAGUUAUAGGGACUUUCAAGUACAUUUACAUAGUAUACCUGAUUUUCAAUGUCCCAGGAGUAAUGGCGUCCCUGUUCGAAUUGAUCAAGUUAAUGAUAAGUGAUGAAAAUAUCAAUUAUUUAAAAGCAGUUACUCCGUAUUUCGACACAUUGGUUAUUAUUAUAAUAUUGAUUAUUCCAACUAUCACAGCUACUAUAUUGUCACAAGAAACUCUAAAUAUUAAGCUCAUUCUACACAAUAGGGUUUUGGAGGAAGUCGAUGAAAAUGAAAUUGAACUAUUGGAGAACAUGAUUCAUUAUAUAGAAGCCAGACCGUUUAAAUUUUUUAUGCUGUCACUCGUACCAAUGGACGCUAUGCUAGUGAUCAUACUUUUUAACUUUAGUAUCAACUAUCUUAUUGUACUUAUUCAAAUAACACAUGUCUUAUAAUAUUAUAGAAGUAUUAAAAGAUUUAAAAUCAUA
This is a messenger RNA of Danaus plexippus (monarch butterfly), 1292 nucleotides long. RefSeq lists its product as uncharacterized. The transcript is spliced from 4 exons. The record is from RefSeq and is a predicted model, not a curated record. Bases 105 to 1259 code for a protein of 384 amino acids. Lineage: Eukaryota; Metazoa; Arthropoda; Insecta; Lepidoptera; Nymphalidae.